AGGCUUGUGGGUGCCGCCAUGAUGCCCCAGCUGCUGGCUCUGCUCUGCACUGUUGACUCAGAUGGUUAUGCUGCUGCGUUCAGAGAGAAAUUUGAGAACUCAUCAUUUCUGGAACUUACCACGGCUGUGUGCUGGCCAAGGAAGCAGGGGGACCAACGAGUCCCUUCCCAAGCCCUCCCUCAGGGCCUGGCCCAGCUCGGUGAUGCCUCACUGGAGUAACGUGACGCUGCAAUGCCAGACUUCUACCAAGAAUGCCAACUUUGUUCUCAGCAAGGGAAAAGUUCCUUUGGAGUCUGGGCAAUCAUGGAUUUCCACAGAUGGGCCGGCUGAAUUUCACCUCACUGACCUACAAUUCAGCAAUGCUGGAAAGUACACCUGUGAGUACUACAGACGGGGGGCCCCGAGCACACGUUCACAGCCCAGUGACGUCCUCCUACUACUGGUGACAGGAAAUUUUCCUAAACCUUCCCUGCAAGCCCACCAAAGGGGUGAGGUGACCGCAGGAGACACCGUGACCCUAUGCCAGACGGCAGCCAAUGUUUACGAGACUAUAAUGUUUGCUCUACUGAAGGCGGGAGCAGCAGGGCCCGUUCAGCUCCAGGGUCCAGUAGAGAAGGAGACGGACUUCUCCCUCCAGAAUGCGACAGCUGGUGACACCGGGAACUACAGCUGUGUGUACUUCCAGACCAGCGCUCCUUUCUGGGCCUCCAAGCCCAGCAAUCAUCUGGAGAUCCGGGUGACAGAUAAAACUGAAACAAAGCGUCCCAAGACGGUGGGAACAGGAAUAGGGACCCCUGGGAUCACCCUCAUUGUCAUCUCUAUCUUUCUCGUCCUCCUUGGAGCCUUCCUCAUCUGCAAAUACACCCGGUGUGGGGCAGCUCCUGAGAAGGUGACCAAACGCUCCCACUCUGAGGGACCUGAAGAAGUGAGGACUUGUACUCAGCCUGAGAAAGAAAGCGGUGAUCCGUCCGCAGCUAUGACGAGCAGCUCUCCGGCCUCGGAUAGAGCAGCCCUGGUCUCAAGAGCUGAGGAGCCCCACGGAGUGACUUAUGCUGAGCUGAACACCAGAGCCCUGAGCAAGGGUCCCUCCAGCCAGGCGGAGCAGCCUCUGGAAGCCUGUGUGUACUCGACCCUUAAGGCAUAGCCAGGGGACCCCAACAAGGGGACGGACGAAGGAAAGAGGACCCUUGAGGCACUCGGUGAAUGGGAAUCCCUUUCCUCAAAUCUCCAAUGAAGACUUGUUUCCUUCUUCUAAAAAUUUAUUUAUUUUUAAAUGAGAGGCAUCAUUUGCAUAGAGAAAACUGCACAAACUUUGCUAAGUAAAAAGAUAUGUAUAUAUAUGGGAUAUCGCUACCUAUCCCCUUGGGUAUAACCACCGUCCAAAUAAAAACAGUAUUUCUAGCACUCCAGAAGGCUUCUUUGUGCCACUCUCUGGCUAACCACCCUUCCCCCGAGAUCAUUCCUUUUUCUGACGUGCAUCACCUUGGAGGACUUGGGCCCGUUCCUCGCAUGAACUCACACCACGCACGACACCACGUGCAUUCUUCCACGUGGGCUGCUUCCACGCGAAGACGUUGUUUCUGAGGUUCAUUCCGGAUGUAGUUACUCGCAUUGUACCUCCUUCCCUUUUUACUGAUGAGUAUUACUCCACCGUGUGUUCAUGCCGCAGUUUGUUGAUCGGUUCUCUGGUGGGACGCUCGGGUUGUUUCCAGGCUGAGGCUUCUGUGGGUCAGCUUGCACGAACGCUCUUAGCUACGUCUUUGUACGUACAGGUGCGUACGCAGGCCUUUCCCUGGAUUAUACACACGGGGGCGGCUGGGUCAAAGAACAGGUGUGUGCUUCAUUCCAUGAGACACUUCUGAACAAUCUCCCAGAGGGGUUGUCCCACUUCCUGCUUCCUUCUUCACAAGUGCCCAGUGCCUUUCUUGACUGCCUCCCUUCUGCUCCCACUCCCUUCUCUCCGCAGAACUGCCUCCAUGACCCCACACACGUUUGUGGGCUUGAUGAGCCUCCACUGUGGCCUGUGACCGCCAAUCAUUCUCACUCCUGGUAUCUGUGCCCCUGUGUGAUCCCCUCCCCUGGUUUCGGAGACUUGCUCCUAACUGACAGAAGACAGCAAAGGAGACGGGAUGUCACUUCAGCAGUCGUGUUGAUAAAGGAUACACCCACCACCUGGCCAGCAGGCUCCUUCCUGCCUUCUUGGAUUGUGCACUCACACGAUGACGUGAGCUCCCCGUUUUGGAGAAGCCCCCUGGGCCAGGAACCGAGAAGAGUCUCUAGCCAGGGAGGAACCGACUCCUGCCAGCACGCAUGUGGGCCUGCAUUGUAUAAUAAAGAAGUGGGCUGGUCUUUGUCCUUGGUUCUUGGGAGGUAAUCUUGACGCGACGUGCGUGGAACCUCUCGCAUGGCAGAAGCAUCUUCGUUCUUUGCAGUGGGCGCUUCGUACCACACCCGGGUUUAUGUCAGUGAGGUGACCCAGGAUGAGGGCUGGUGAUGCCAGGAAGACCAACCCUGUAAUCACAGCCUUGACCUCUGAGGAUGACAGGGGGCUGGAGACAGAGUUGGGCAUGUGGGCAAUGAUUCAAUCAAUCACAUCUGUGAGAGGAAAUCCUGAUGAAAACUGGGGACAUUCGGGGAGCUUGCCUGCUGGUGAUGCAUCGUGAGGACAUAGGAAGCUUCGCUUUGGGGGCUCUCCCAGACUCUCCCCUGUGUGUC
Molecule: messenger RNA, 2715 nt
Organism: Enhydra lutris kenyoni (northern sea otter)
Lineage: Eukaryota; Metazoa; Chordata; Mammalia; Carnivora; Mustelidae
Product: T-cell-interacting, activating receptor on myeloid cells protein 1-like
Cellular component (GO): plasma membrane
Source: RefSeq, a predicted model, not a curated record